Messenger RNA from Anoplopoma fimbria (sablefish), 291 nucleotides. It is a transcript of the gene otos2, whose product is annotated as otospiralin 2. The record is from RefSeq and is a predicted model, not a curated record. The coding region runs from base 1 to 291 and encodes 96 amino acids. Gene Ontology annotation, biological process: sensory perception of sound. The transcript is spliced from 2 exons. Lineage: Eukaryota; Metazoa; Chordata; Actinopteri; Perciformes; Anoplopomatidae.
AUGCAUGUUCUCUACGUGUCUGUGCUUCUUUAUUUUCUUCUCCUCGGCUUCCCGUCUCCUACAGGAGCAGAGGAGAGCGAUGGGGUCGGUAGAAGAGGUGUGAGGGAGAAACGAAGCCUUCCCUACUGGGGCCUGUGGGCAUCAGACUUUUUCGGGUGGCUGGAAGAGCUGCGAGCCCAGGCAGCUCACGACGGGAUGCAGGACCUGGCACGCACCUUCUGGGCUCACUUUCCCAUCAGCAGGGAGCUGGGCUACGAUAGUCCAGAGUCUGACACUCAAAAUGAGGAGUGA